Messenger RNA from Melanotaenia boesemani (Boeseman's rainbowfish), 4771 nucleotides. RefSeq names its product exportin 6 (gene xpo6). Gene Ontology annotation, molecular function: small GTPase binding; nuclear export signal receptor activity. Gene Ontology annotation, biological process: protein export from nucleus. The transcript has 24 exons. Bases 768 to 4214 code for a protein of 1148 amino acids. Lineage: Eukaryota; Metazoa; Chordata; Actinopteri; Atheriniformes; Melanotaeniidae. The record is from RefSeq and is a predicted model, not a curated record.
GUCAAAAGAGGAAGUUGCGAAGCAGACCCUAACCUGCAGCUAGCUAUAGGCUACAGCCGCCCUGAGCUUUGAAAGGGGGAAUAACAGGAACAAGCGCGUAUUGUAUUACUUAGUGUUAUUACAAAUUUAUCAGAUAUAUAACCUAAAUAUGCAUAUUCACCCACUUUGAAAUUAGACAAGCUGUCGUGACCAACAGACGCAGAAUCAUGCCUACGGUUGACACCUAGCUAACGAAAAAUAUGCCUUCCUCCUUCUAGAAAAGCUAUCUGGUUAGCCAUCCGCUGCAACGUUAGCAACCGGGUAAUUUAUCGUCGAAAUGGCUGACACUCAACGCUAGGUAAUGCUUCACAUUUAACCGAUGCCGGAGAAGUCAGUGUUGGGUCGAUUCUGAACGAAAACAAGAUCAGAUAGUCAACAUAACGGUAAAUGCAAUUGGCCUUAAACGACAAUGCAGCUAACUUAUCACUCUGAGAUGGCUGAAUCAGUGUUGAUCCUAUUUAUUUGGUAAUCGAGGAUACGUUUUAUUUGAAGAAGGCAUAAUUAAUUGUCUUAGUGUCAUAUCAAAUUCAGAUACAACAGCCUCUAUGCAGAAUAUUGAACUAAUCAGUCGAGCAAACCAUGAAGAACACACUUUGCGGUUACGUUAGCCAGCAACCCCUUAGCUAACGUUAGCUACAGAUUUGACUAGCAAGACAACUAAUGUUGGCUUCUUACGGUAAUUAAUCAGCGACUAACUACACUGAGGAAAGCCCCUGAGCCAACUGAAUAUGGCUUCUGAGGAGGCAUCGCUACGCGCGUUGGAGAACCUGAUGACAGAGUUCUUUCACAGCUGCACAACAAAUGAGCGGAAAAGGGAAAUAGAAGAGCUGCUGAAUAACUUUGCACAGCAGACAGGAGCAUGGCGCCACUGCUUGUUCUUCCUUUCAAAUACUCGGAAUGAGUAUGUAAUGAUGUACAGCCUCACAGUAUUUGAAAACUUGGUCAACAAAAUGUGGAUUGGUGUAGCUUCACAAGACAAGAUGGAGAUUCGCAGCUGCCUGCCCAAACUCCUGCUCGCUCAGCACAAAUCUGUGCCCUACUUCAUUCGCAACAAACUUUGCAAAGUCAUUGUUGACAUUGGUCGCCAGGACUGGCCGAUGUUCUACCACGAUUUCUUUACAAACACCCUUCAGCUGAUCCAGACCCCAGCUCUGGCACCACUGGGGUUGGUGAUGUUGAAAACCACAUCAGAGGAACUUGCAUGUCCUAGAGAAGAUCUCAGUGUUGCCAGGAAAGAUGAGCUACGCAAACUGCUGCUGGAUCAGGUGCCCACAGUGCUUGGACUGUUGACGGGUAUCCUAGAGACCUACUGGGACAAGCACAGUGUUAUAGCUUCUACCCCGCCUCCCUCACCCACCUCAGGGGAAAGUGUGGAAUUGCUGGGCAGUCUGUUUCAGGGCAGCCAAUAUUCAAAGCUGCUUUGUCAGCCCAUGGCAGCACUGGACAAUGAGAGUCAUCAGCUCUGUUGUCUCGUUUUGGAGUGUUUGGCUCACCUGUUCAGCUGGAUCCCCCUGUCGACAAGUAUUACACCCACCCUGCUGGCAUCUAUUUUCCAUUUCGCACGUUUUGGUUGCGAUCUACGGACAAAAACCAAGACAAGUUCCUUUAUCUCCACCUCCUCUAAUGGACAGCUUAAUCCUGGGACAGUGCCACCAACAUCAAAUGGAGACGGGCGAAAUGGACAGCAGAGUGAGAGUAAUAAGGUGGAUCGCGCUCGGCUUGGCGUGCUUGCCAUGACCUGUGUCAAUGAACUGGUGUCAAAGAACUGUGUGCCAAUGGAUUUUGAGGAGUAUCUGCUGCGAAUGUUCCAACAGACCUUCUUUCUUCUGCAAAGGCUGACACGAGAGAACAAUGCUCAUACAGUCAAGAGCCGCUUACAGGAGCUUGAUGAGAGUUACCUGGAAAAGUUCACAGAUUUUCUGCGCCUGUUUGUCAGUGUUCACUUAAGGAGGAUUGAGUCAAGUCCUCAGUUCCCUAUUGUAGAGUUUCUUGCCCUCCUUUUCAAGUACACCUUCAACCAGCCUACUCAUGAGGGAUACUUUGCCUGUUUGGACAUAUGGAGUGUAUUUUUGGAUUUUCUAACAACCAAAAUCAAAAGCAGACUUGCAGACAGAGAAAGUGUCCUUAAUAGGUACAAAGAUGCCUUAGUUCUUUUGUUUAGGGAAGUUCUGAAUCGCAUACAGUUCAGAUACAACCAGGCCCAGCUGGAAGAGCUGGAUGAUGAGACGCUGGAUGAUGAUCAACAGACUGAGUGGCAAAGGUACCUACGUCAGAGUCUGGAGGUGGUUGCCAAGGUGAUGGAGCUGCUCCCAUCACAUGCAUUUUCCACUCUGUUUCCAGUCCUGCAAGAAAAUCUGGAUGUAUACCUGGGUUUGCAGCAGUUUAUUGUCACCACUGGUUCAAGUCGAAGGCUUAACAUCACAGCGGAGAAUGACUGUCGUCGACUUCACUGCUCACUCAGGGACCUCAGCUCACUGCUUCAAGCCGUUGGGCGCUUGGCUGAGCAUUUUAUAGGAGAGGUCUUUGCUGCACGUUUCACAGAUGCACUCGCUGUGGUGGAGAGACUCGUUGAAGUAACUUGCUACGGCUCGCAGACAAGCCUUUAUGACUUGGAGACAGCUGUGCCUUCUGUGCUCAAGCCUGACCUCAUUGACGUGCAUGCACAGGCCCUGGCUGCUUUGCAGGCCUAUUCACACUGGCUCACACAGUGCUACAGUGAAGUCCAUAGUCAAAACCAAAGGCAGUUCAUCAAUCUCAUCACCUCAGCUGUCAAUGCUAGCAGCCCGCUCAUCACAACUAAGGUACCGGAAAAGUUGCUGCUGUCAGCUUGCCAUCUGAUGGUUUCCAUAACAUCUACAGUGAGGCCAGUUUUUAUGGUCUCUUUGCCAGCUGUUCAGAACAUCUUUAACCUGAUUACUACGGAGAAUCAGACCCACACACUUCCCCAAGAGGCUCGUCUGCUGGUGUGUAGAGCUUUAUCCAACAUGCUGCUACUCCCAUGGCCAAACCUACCAGAGACUGAGCAGCAGUGGCAAACACGCUCCAGCAGCCAUGCCAACCUUCUGGCAGCUCUCACUAGGCAAUAUCGUAUUUUACGAGGGACAGUAAACAUCACUUCACGGCAGCCUGGUCUGGAUAACAUGAAAGCAGUGAUCCAACAGACCCUGCCUGUGCUCCGAGACAUAGUGGACAGCAUCUCAAGUGAAUCCACCAAAUCACGACAGAUUUGUUACCAGAGUCUUCAGGAGUCUGUCCAAGUUUCUCUAAACCUUUUCCCAGUGUUUAUUCAGCAGCCAGAUGUUACUGAUGAGAUGCUGGCCUUCUUCUUGACACUGUUUCAAGCACUGCGAGUCCAGAUGGGUGUUGCGUUCACAGGACAGAUUAUCCACACUUUUCUCAGCAUGUUCACCAGGGAACAGCUGGCAGCCAGUAUUUUACAAGAGGGUAGUGCUGGCUGCAGAGUGGUGCAGAAGUUCCUGAAAAUCCUGCAGGUGGUGGUGCAAGAACCUGGUCAAGCUUUCAAGCCCUUCCUGCCCAGCAUCCUGUCUCUGUGCAUGGAGCAGGUCUACCCAGUUGUAGCAGAGCGGUCUUCUCCAGACGUAAAGGCAGAGAUGUUUGAGUUGCUAUACCAAAUACUUCACCAGAACUGGAGGUACUUCUUUAAAACUUCAGUCUUAACAAGUGUCCAAAGAGGAGCUGAAGACACCAUGGAAAACGAGGCCCAGUUCACAGCUGCAAUGCAGGCUUUUGGUCAGUCAUUCCUACAGCCUGACAUCCACAUCUUCAAGCAGAAUCUCUUAUAUUUGGAGUCACUCAACAGCAAGCACAAGUUGUAUCACAGAAAACUUUUCCGGACCUCGAUGCUUUUCCAUUUCAUCAACGUGCUGCUUCAGGUCCUCCUUCACAAAAGUCAUGACCUUCUUCAAGAGGAAAUUACCCUGGCCAUUUACAACAUGGCCUCUGUUGACUUUGAUGCCUUUUACUCAGUUUUCAUGCCAGAGUUUCUCAACGGUUGUCAAGGUGUGGACACCAGCCAAAGAGCUGUUCUUGCACGUAACUUCAAGCUUGAACAGGAUUUGCCUUCGUUCACUCAAAGCGUGCAGCGGCUGGUGAAUGACCUGCGCUACUACAGACUGUGCAACAGUAGCUUGCCCACCGGCACCAUCAAGCUAUAGUACAGUGACUGCUUGAACCACUCCACACAAUGAUCUUCAAGGACUGCUUGUGCUGACCACUUUGCCCAACACUCCUCCAGUUCAGCUUUGCUCUGCUCAUUCAAAAUACCCAGACGGAGCAACAUAUGUUGGUUGAGUAAAAGGAGGUUGAGGAUGCUGCUGAUGAUUUUCUUUGAUUUCUACUGUAAAAGGCUGGCACAGUGUUAUAAAUUUUUAUUCUUUAAAUAGUGCCCACCUUAUGUAUUGCCAAUGAUAAUUUGGCGUGAAAUAUAUGUACCUGGUCUGCAGUUGGAAUUCGCCCAGACCCGGAGCAGUCUGAGCCAGGCCUUCCCUCCCACACCGCUGCAACACAGCUGGGCUGGGACUGAGCACUUUUAACUCAUUUUGAGUUUUUUUUUUUUUUUUUUUUUUUUUUUUUUUUUUUUUUUUGGUCUGCUUUUAUCAUUUUUGCCUUUUUCAUCUCCAAAGGAGACAGACUCUCAACUUAAGAUCUUUCAUAUCAUUCCAUUCUGAAAAAUGAGAAAACUUGCUUAAUAAAGUGCUUUUUUGUAGUAAAA